GCCUGCAUGCGCGUCUUUGCGUGUUGACUAUUGGUGCUGCUCCUUCGACUUCAAUUCCAUCCUCCUUCAAUGGCAGGUGCUACAAACUGCUUGCAGCUUGUGUGCCAAGUGCAACAGUACUACUACUCCACUGCACUAGGAGUCUAGGACCCCUGGACCAGGAGGAGACCUCGGCUUGGCCCGGCGAGGAGACCCACCACCGCUACGGCAGGCCACGUUCCAGUUCAUCCGUCCAUUCCCGAAUCCCUCACUACUCCUCUUCUCCCACCCAGAAGCCAGCUCAAACCCUAGCUUGAUUUGGUCGAUUCCAUGGCCGCGGAGGACACAAUGCCCCUCGCCCUGCUGCCGCCGGACGACGAGAAGGAGUUCCUGCUCCAACAGUACCACCAACACCUCGAAUCGGAUCAAACAUCUAUUCACGAAACGUCGUCAUCCAUAUAUGUUGAUACUCCGUGCUGUUCUCUUAAUCUAUCUCGUGGAAAGAGUGACUAUCCUGUGGGUGGCUCGCUAGAGAAUCCUCAUAAGUGGACAUGCUUCAUUAAUUGCAUUCUCCAGUGUGUGGUUCACACGGGUCCUCUUGUGUCGAAGCUUCUGAAAGAUGAUCACAUAGAUGCAUGUCUAAGUGGAUCUGACAAAUUUUGCUGUUACUGCUCCCUAAAACUGCAUGCCAUUGAAGUUAUCAAGCUCUCCGGGCUUUUUCUCUACCCCAGGAAGUUUGUCAAAGUCGUGCAGUUAGUUUCAGCAAAUUUUGAGUCAGAAAGACAGCAAGAUGCACAUGAAUUCCUCCGCUUCUUGCUUAACAAAUUAGAUGAGGCAUCUGUCCCUUCCAGUUCCCCAUCUGAGAGACCCAUUUCUAUUGUCAAAGAAAUUUUUCGAGGCCUACUGAAAAGCCAGUUGCAUUGUCCAGGUUGCAAUCAUUGCUCGGACAAAUUGGAACCUUUCCUUGACCUUAGCUUGGAGGUUAACCAAAUGGACUCUGUCAUGGAUGCGCUACACUCUUUUACAAAGAUUGAGGUGGUUGAAAACUUCAUUUGCGAUGGAUGCAAAUCUUGUGUGAAUAUGGAAAAGCACUUCGAGGUGGAGCAGGCUCCAAAAGUUCUUGUAAUCCAGCUCAAACGGUUUCAAAUUUUGGGGACUUAUAUAUCUAAGAUUGAAUCCAUGGUGAAGUAUCAGUUAGAGCUAGAUUUGAACCCUUUCAUGAGCUCUCCAGAUAGUAAACCUCAAAACUAUGAUUUGUAUGCAGUCGUAGAACACUCAGGCGUUCCAUGCGGUGGUCACUAUGUUUCUUAUAUCCAUUCGUCACAAACUGAUUGGUUUCUCUUCGACGAUGAUAAGGUUAUGAAAAUUAACGAAGAGGAUAAAAUUUUGGGCAGUUCAGCAUAUCUUUUGUUCUAUGUCAAGCAAGGUUCUCCGUGGUUCUCUACCCUACUUGAGGAAAAGAACAUGUUGCAAUUGGAUUAUUUUAAAGAAUUGACAGGAUUUUUGAACGAGCUUGACGUUUCCAGUGAGUAUGAGAGUGAUGAGGACGGUGACAUUUACAUUGACGAUGAUGAACAAGAAUACGAGUGUUUUCCCGAGAGCUCGUCUUGGCGUGAUGAGAUGAAGGGGUAUGAUGAUGCUCCGGCUGGAGCACUGCAUGGGCAUAGGAGGACUGGCACCUCGCAUCUUGAAACAAUAAUGGAGAUGGACCCAGAGCAAAGAAGCGGAUGAAGACCCAUAUAGGCAAGUGGAACGACAGUGGAGCGGAAGAGGGAUGGCGGCUCCACCAAGCAUCUUGGAACGACAGUGGAGGAAGAGGAAGGCAGUGUGGGCAGCAAGAAUGCGGCCGGGGUCUUCCUCCUUUUCGAAAAAUAGUAGAGAUCGAAAACUCCUCUAGCCUAUUACUUAUCCAUAGGUACUCACCGGUCAUCUGAUUAAUUCAGAUGAUGGGUAAGUAAGUACUGCUUUGGUACGGGGAUCGCCUGGUUCUAGAUACUCACCGGUCAUGCAUGUUGAAGUGCAAUGUUGAAAACUGGUUACUGGUCAUAUGGUAUCUAGCUCCAUUUUGUGAACCAAACCGCAGAACUGACCCAGCUUAAUGUCGUGAUCCUAUAUCCUUGUUCCUUGGCUCCUUGCAUGGAGUGCGUGCCUCUUCAGACUCGAGUCAAUGCAUGAUCUGAACCAGCUCAACAGCGGAUAAAUCAUGAAUUCAUUGGAUUGCAUAGUUUGAUCUC
Messenger RNA from Brachypodium distachyon (stiff brome), 2213 nucleotides. Its product is annotated as ubiquitin carboxyl-terminal hydrolase 21. NCBI's taxonomy places the organism in Eukaryota, Viridiplantae, Streptophyta, Magnoliopsida, Poales, Poaceae. The coding region runs from base 310 to 1710 and encodes 466 amino acids. Gene Ontology annotation, biological process: protein deubiquitination. The record is from RefSeq and is a predicted model, not a curated record. Gene Ontology annotation, molecular function: cysteine-type deubiquitinase activity; cysteine-type endopeptidase activity. The transcript is spliced from 10 exons. Gene Ontology annotation, cellular component: nucleus; cytosol.